GAAGGCUUUCCAGGAUACAGACAUAGCCAGUAACGCCCUCGAUCCAGAAAAACGUGGGAGACUCUCAAGUCGGAGAACAGCUGAGGUAGAAACGCCAAUUUACCUGCUAGGUUAAGCGGACUGCGUUUGGAAGAGCAAUCUACACCUACCAGUCAGUCCAAAGAGGAGAGAAGAGAAAUCGAAUGCGCCGCGCGACAAACAUCCUCUGUCUCGCAAGUCAUCUACAACCGCAUCGCAUACAAUCCAUAUCAACAGCAACGACAACCACGCCCUCACCACCAACAAUAGGGAAAAUGUCCGCAUCACCACCGCCAUCCGCGGCAGCGCCCUGGCGCAGCCUCUUCCUCUCGCAUCUGGAGGGCAUGGACUCGGCCGAGUUCACGUUGAGCACGCUGCGUCGCGCCUCCUCCUCCUCCUCCUCCUCUUCUUCGGCUGGCGGACGUCGCUCGUCGAUCCUCGCUGCGCCCUUGUACGUCCCGCGGGCCCGCACGUGCAUAUGUCGGGGCCUAUGGGCGCAUUUGCCCAUCAACCCGAAGAACGAGGCCGAGUUGAACCCGGAGGGUGUCUGGGAGAGCGAGUUGAUUACCUUUACGACGGAUGUUCGGAUGGAUAAAAUGGAGGAGCUUUGGGAGAACGGGCUCGACUUCGACCUACGAACAGGUGGGAGACGAGGCACGGACCCAGGCUCGCCGACAACAGGCAAGGUCGGCGAGGAGCUCUGGGAAGACAGCCUGGCGAGAAUGAAGGGGAAGAGAAGCAGCUCGGACGAAAACGCCGCCAAGUCCUCGAAAGAGCGGAAACUGAAGGGCUCCGGAGGCGGCGGGACAGUCGAGGCCGUGUUCUGGGCCCGCGAGCCCGGCGUCCAGUGGCGCGUGCGCGGCCGCGCGUACGUCCUGGCCCCGGACAUCGAGACGUCCCCCGAGGGCCGCGAGGUCGUGUCCGCGCUGAAGAGCCGCAUGCGCAAACAGAGCCAGAGCCAGAGCGAAGAAGAGUCGCAAUGGAGCUUCGCGCGCGAAAUCACGGCGCAUUUCGGCAAUCUCAGCCCCGCGAUGCGCGGCACCUUCCGCAACCCGCCGCCGGGCAGGCCCGUCCAUUUACCUGUCGAGGACAAGGGGCUGGGGCUGGGGCAGAAGGUCGCGGAUCUGGAGGACGCUGUUGCCAGGGCGAAUUUCCGCGUCGUGGUCAUCGUCCCGGAGGAGUUGGAUCAGGCGGAUCUGAGCGAUCCGGAGAAUCCGAAGAGAUGGAUACAUACGUAUGUCGGGGCGGGGGAUAAAGGGAAGGGGGGCUGGGAGACUGUUGAGGUUUGGCCUUGAUUUCGACGAUGAAGAGAGCAUGUCUAGUGCGGAGUGGAGUGAAUAUUGCUAUGAGAUUGAUGUCGAGGAAUGAAGAGCAGUAUCUCUGACGAUUGGUCUUGGAGUACUGAUGCGAGGUUGGUCUUUCGGACUGUGAGACUCUCACUUCUUAUCUGUAUCAUAUUUCCACUUAUUCAAAAGAGGCGUAUUUCACUUCUACCACAUCUUUUCUAU
Xylaria bambusicola is the source of this 1526-nucleotide messenger RNA. Its product is annotated as pyridoxamine 5'-phosphate oxidase-domain-containing protein. Gene Ontology annotation, molecular function: FMN binding. The record is from RefSeq and is a predicted model, not a curated record. NCBI's taxonomy places the organism in Eukaryota, Fungi, Ascomycota, Sordariomycetes, Xylariales, Xylariaceae. The transcript is spliced from 2 exons. The coding region runs from base 183 to 1313 and encodes 376 amino acids.